Messenger RNA from Anastrepha obliqua, 516 nucleotides. It is a transcript of the gene Polr3I, whose product is annotated as DNA-directed RNA polymerase III subunit RPC9. The transcript is spliced from 4 exons. NCBI's taxonomy places the organism in Eukaryota, Metazoa, Arthropoda, Insecta, Diptera, Tephritidae. Gene Ontology annotation, molecular function: nucleotide binding. The record is from RefSeq and is a predicted model, not a curated record. Gene Ontology annotation, cellular component: RNA polymerase III complex. Gene Ontology annotation, biological process: transcription initiation at RNA polymerase III promoter. The coding region runs from base 103 to 486 and encodes 127 amino acids.
AUCAAGGCAGCCCUGUAACAUAUGAACUAAACAACAAUAAAAAUUUGACCGGCUGAGUUAAUAUAAACAUAGACGCUAGAAAAUUAAAGUUUUUUUCACACAAUGGAAAUUGUAAAUCCUUGCUUUUCAGUCCUUUCCAACUACGAGGUAAUGGAGUCGCUGAAAACUCUUAAGGACACGAAGAAGAAGCAAGGAUUGCGGAAUUUAGCUACAAUCACUUAUGAGUCAUUACAAUACCUGGAGGAUUCACCAUGUAAGCAACAAUCUCGGGAGACCAUUCAUGCCUUUUUAACUAAAGUGCGGCAGCUAACCUGCAAAUUGACAACCACAGAAUGCUUAAUGAUUGUCAACGAUCCACCCACUAGUGCAUUGCACAUUCAACUGCUAAUCGAAGACAGUGAAGAACGCUUAACUGAGGAGCAAGUGAAUGAACUUUUACAAAUUGUUGCUAGGCACUUUCCCAAUAUAUCCAGUGAAAACAGUUGAAAAUAAACAAUUAGCAUUUUUUUAUGUAAA